AUGAUGUGUUUAAUUGUUAGAUUCAGAAUACAUCCUUCAUCUUCCAUGAUUACACAAUUACUUAUUUUCUUCUCAAUCGUUGAUCUUCUAACAUUCGGUUUACAAGCCACCGAUUUUUAUGUCCAUGAUUUACCACUUUUACCAAAAGGCGCUUCUUCUAUUCGUAUGCAUGCUGGACUUCUACCUGUCAACCCACAACAUAAUGGAUCUUUGUUCUUUUGGCAUUUUGAAAGAAAAUAUGCUAGCGACAAAUUAAGAACAGUCAUAUGGCUUAAUGGAGGUCCUGGUUGUAGUAGUACAGCUGGAAUAUGGAUGGGAAUUGGUCCUUUUCGAUUUCAAGAUAAAAAUACAAUGAUCGAAAAUGAUGGAUCAUGGCAUUUGCACACUAAUCUUCUAUUUGUAGAUCAGCCUGUUGGUACUGGCUUUUCCACCAUUGAUACGGACUCAUUUAUUCAUGAACUCGAUGAGAUGGCUAAUCAGUUUCUUGGCUUUCUUGAUCAAUACAUCAAGAUUUUUCCAGAAUUACUUGAAGAUGAUAUUUACUUAGAUGGUAUAUCUUUUGCUGGUCAGUAUAUUCCAUAUAUAGCGAAAGCGAUUCUUGGAAAACGACCAGCAUUGAAAUUACGUGGUCUUUUAAUUGGAAAUGGUUGGAUUGAUCCUAUUACCAUAUAUAAAUCAUAUUUACCAUUUGCAGUAGCAAACAAUUUGGUCGUUCAGAACUCUAAUCUUUAUGAACGUAUUAACAUUGAAGUCAAACAAUGUGAACAGCAAAUUCCAAUUAUUCUAUACAGUGGUGAAUAUGACUUAAUUUGUAAUCAUUGGGCGACUGAAGCAAUGAUUGAUGGUAUGACAUGGAACGAUGGGACUGGUUUUGAUUUUGGUAAUGGAACAUUAUCUCCAAAAGAGCAGUGGAUUGCGGAAGGUGAAUCUGCUGGUUUCAUUCGACGUGCGCGUAAUUUAACUUACAUUCUUUUCUAUAAUGCCGGUCACAAUGUACCUUAUUACUAUCCACGUCGAUCACGUUUUAUGCUACAUGAAUUCAUACAGUUGGAUCUAACCUCAUUUACUGAUACAACAACAAGAAAGAACACACAAGAGUCUACUCGAUCAAGACGUCACAUCGCUUUUAUUGUAUUGAUUGUUAUUAUUAUCAUUCUAGCUUUGACUGGUCUUAUUUGGAUUUUUGUGCACAAAUGGUAUCCUACCAGACUACUGACACCAUUCAGUAUUAUUCGUGUGCUUCGAUCAAGAACUCGCGCUGUUGAGCGACAACAGUGGGUGGCGUAUUCGCUUUUGAACGAUUCCGAUACAGAUUUGGAAGUCGUAGAUUCUGAAGCUUUUGUAUGA
This is a messenger RNA of Adineta steineri, 1347 nucleotides long. Lineage: Eukaryota; Metazoa; Rotifera; Eurotatoria; Adinetida; Adinetidae. The record is from the annotation of a GenBank genome assembly.